Hippopotamus amphibius kiboko is the source of this 2508-nucleotide messenger RNA. RefSeq names its product zinc finger CCCH-type containing 12B (gene ZC3H12B). The record is from RefSeq and is a predicted model, not a curated record. Gene Ontology annotation, cellular component: nucleus; cytoplasmic ribonucleoprotein granule. Gene Ontology annotation, molecular function: RNA endonuclease activity; metal ion binding; mRNA binding. NCBI's taxonomy places the organism in Eukaryota, Metazoa, Chordata, Mammalia, Artiodactyla, Hippopotamidae. The transcript has 5 exons. The coding region runs from base 1 to 2508 and encodes 835 amino acids.
AUGACGGCCACCGCUGCAGUGGAAACCCCAAAAAUGAAGAAGAGUGCCUCCAAGGAAGAUAAGCAGCAGCCUAAGCAAGAGAACACAGAGCAGGGUAACGCUGAUUCUGAAGAAUUAUUGAGCUCUGAGAGUGACCCUGAACAGAUGAGCCUUAAAAGCAGCAGCAGUGACAACUGCCAACUUGGAGAUGUUCAGUUGAAGAAAAAGGAGAUUCCUUCUAAGCCGCACCGCCAGCUGUGUAGAUCACCCUGCCUAGAUCAUCCAAGCUUCUCCCAGAGCAGCAUUCUACAGGAUGGGAAGCUUGAUUUGGAAAAAGAAUAUCAAACCAAGAUGGAUUUUGCUUUAAAGCUGGGCUACGCAGAGGAGCAGAUUCAAUCAGUGCUGAACAAGCUGGGUCCAGAAUCGCUUAUUAAUGAUGUAUUGGCAGAGCUUGUCAGACUUGGGAACAAAGGUGAUUUGGAAGGGCAAGUCAACUUGAGUCUGUUAGUGCCUCGGGGGCCCAGCUCCAGGGAGAUUGCAAGCCCUGAACUGUCUCUUGAGGAUGAAAUAGACAACAGUGACAAUAUGAGGCCAGUUGUCAUAGAUGGAAGUAAUGUGGCAAUGAGCCAUGGGAAUAAAGAAGAGUUCUCCUGCAGAGGAAUACAGCUUGCUGUGGAUUGGUUUCUAGAUAAAGGCCAUAAAGAUAUUACUGUAUUUGUGCCUGCAUGGAGAAAGGAGCAAUCCCGCCCUGAUGCACCAAUCACAGAUCAAGAUAUCUUACGUAAACUGGAGAAGGAAAAGAUUCUUGUCUUCACACCAUCCCGAAGGGUCCAGGGCAGGAGAGUUGUUUGCUAUGAUGACCGGUUCAUAGUCAAACUGGCUUUUGAUUCUGAUGGCAUCAUUGUAUCCAACGAUAACUACCGGGACCUUCAAGUCGAAAAGCCAGAAUGGAAGAAGUUUAUAGAGGAGAGGUUGCUGAUGUAUUCUUUUGUGAAUGACAAAUUUAUGCCUCCAGAUGAUCCUUUAGGACGCCAUGGCCCAAGCCUUGAAAACUUUUUACGAAAGAGACCCAUUGUUCCUGAACACAAGAAGCAACCAUGCCCUUAUGGCAAAAAAUGCACCUACGGCCACAAGUGCAAAUACUACCAUCCGGAGCGGGCCAACCAACCGCAGCGUUCGGUGGCUGAUGAGCUCCGCAUCAGUGCCAAGCUGUCCACAGUGAAAACCAUGAGUGAAGGCACCCUGGCCAAGAGUGGUACAGGGCUGUCUAGUGCCAAAGGUGACAUAACCUCAGAAGUCAAACGUGUGGCCCCCAAGCACCAAUCGGAUCCCAGCAUCCGGUCCAUGGCUGUGGAGCCUGAGGAAUGGCUGUCCAUUGCCCGUAAACCUGAGGCCAGCUCUGUCCCCUCACUUGUGACUGCUCUAAGUGUCCCCACAAUCCCACCCCCCAAAAGCCAUGCAGUGGGUGCACUCAACACCCGUUCAGCCAGCAGCCCAGUGCCAGGAUCCUCUCAUUUCUCCCACCAGAAGUCCUCGUUGGAGCACAUGACCAGCAUGCAGUACCCCCCCAUCCUGGUUACCAAUAGCCAUGGGACCCCUAUUAGCUACACUGAGCAAUACCCAAAGUUUGAGUCCUUGGGGGACCAUGGCUACUAUUCAAUGUUAGGCGACUUCUCCAAAUUGAACAUCAACAGCAUGCAUAAUCGAGAGUACUACAUGGCUGAAGCAGAUCGAGGGUUGUAUGCCCGGAAUUCCAACCUCUGUCCUGACAAUUGUAUGAGCCACAGCAGGAAUGACAACUAUUCCUCUUACAGCAACCUGUAUUUGGCUGUAGCUGAUACUCAUCCUGAAGGCAGUUUGAAGCUGCAUCGUUCAGCAUCUCAGAACCAUCUUCAGCCUUUUCCUCAUGGUUACCAUGAAGCCUUAACGCGAGUGCAAAGCUAUGGCCCAGAGGACUCUAAGCAAGCCCCCCACAAGCAAUCAGUCCCCCACUUAGUUCUGCAUGCCCAGCACCCAACAACUGGAGCACGCUCCAGCUGUCCUGGAGACUAUCCCAUGCCUCCCAAUAUCCAUCCUGGGGCAACCCCGCAGCCAGGACGUGCCCUGGUGAUGACUCGGAUGGAUAGCAUUUCUGAUUCCCGCCUAUAUGAGAGCAACCCUAUGAGGCAAAGACGCCCUCCUCUGUGCCGGGAACAACAUGCCAGCUGGGACCCACUGCCCUGUGCAACUGACUCCUAUGGCUACCACUCCUAUCCCUUGAGUAACAGCCUCAUGCAACCAUGCUAUGAGCCAGUCAUGGUACGGAGUGUGCCUGAAAAGAUGGAGCAGCUUUGGAUGAAUCCUUGGGUUGGAAUGUGCAGUGAUUCCAGGGAGCAUAUGAUCCCAGAGCACCAGUAUCAGACCUACAAGAACCUCUGCAAUAUUUUCCCUUCAAACAUCGUCCUUGCAGUGAUGGAGAAGAAUCCCCACACAGCAGAUGCCCAGCAAUUAGCAGCCUUGAUUGUUUCUAAGCUUAGGGCUGCACGUUGA